Messenger RNA from Impatiens glandulifera, 1179 nucleotides. Its product is annotated as mitochondrial carnitine/acylcarnitine carrier-like protein. Gene Ontology annotation, biological process: mitochondrial L-ornithine transmembrane transport. Bases 153 to 1052 code for a protein of 299 amino acids. NCBI's taxonomy places the organism in Eukaryota, Viridiplantae, Streptophyta, Magnoliopsida, Ericales, Balsaminaceae. The record is from RefSeq and is a predicted model, not a curated record. Gene Ontology annotation, molecular function: L-ornithine transmembrane transporter activity. The transcript is spliced from 2 exons.
CAGUAGUCAUGUGGAACCCUAUAUACAUUUAUGCCUUUCUCUGAGCUCCUCUGAUUAUUAUUGGCCGUUUUCUCCAUCGCUUUCAGCUCAUUGGUGGCGUCGUCUUCAAAUUUGUUCAUCAUCAUCAUCAUCUCUAUCGCUGAGUCAUUUUGAUGGGUGAUCUUGCAAAGGAUCUAUUUUCUGGGACAAUCGGUGGGGCUGCCCAACUGAUCGUGGGACACCCUUUUGAUACCAUAAAGGUAAAACUACAAAGCCAACCUGUUCCUCUUCCAGGUCAGUUCUCCAAGUACUCCGGUGCCAUUGAUGCUGUCCGACAAACUAUCGCCGCAGAAGGUCCGAGGGGUCUGUAUAAAGGAAUGGGUGCUCCCCUGGCCACCGUUGCUGCUUUCAAUGCUGUCCUCUUCUCCGUCAGAGGCCAAAUGGAAGCCUUGUUCAGGUCCCAAUCCGGCGGCGCUUCACUUACGCCUCGUGAUCAGAUUUUCUGCGGUGCUGGUGCAGGACUUGCUGUCUCUUUCUUGGCAUGCCCUACCGAAUUGAUCAAAUGCAGGUUACAAGCACAAAGUGCUUUGGCGGGAAGCAAUUCGGGUGGUGUAGCCUUAGUGAAGUAUGGAGGGCCGAUGGAGGUAGCAAGACAUGUAAUAAGGUCAGAAGGGGGUAUUCGAGGCCUAUUCAAGGGCUUGAUUCCAACUUUGGCCCGUGAAGUGCCUGGAAAUGCUGUUACUUUUGGUGUAUAUGAGGCUUUAAAGCAGUACCUUGCAGGAGGGUCUGAUACUUCCAGUUUGGGGCAAGGUUCUUUGAUGGUUGCGGGAGGGCUGGCAGGUGCUUCCUUUUGGCUAUCUGUAUACCCAACCGAUGUUGUCAAGAGCUUGAUUCAGGUGGAUGACUUUAGAAAUCCCAAGUACUCAGGCUCAAUUGAUGCUUUCAAGAAAAUCUUGAAAGCACAAGGAAUUAAGGGCUUAUAUAGGGGAUUUGGACCUGCUAUGGCUCGAAGCAUCCCUGCUAAUGCCACAUGCUUCUUGGUGUAUGAAGUGACUAGAUCUGCUUUGACAUGAACUGGGAUGCAAAACACGAUAUGGAUUUCUUUUUUUUGUUUUUGAAAUUGUUAUAAUUUAGAGAACAGGGUAUUGAAUUACAUAUAAUAUUUCACUUAAUAAAUAAUAAAGUAAUUUUUCAUUUUGA